AUGCAGCACGAAUGCCGUUAUCGCAAUCCUUCAGGAAGAACCGUUUACACAGCUCAAAUCUCACUUUCUGCUUCUAAGCUCCAGCUCCAGCUCGUCGAUCAACAUUUCUCUAGCUUCAGCUCGGCGUUUUCUACUUUUUCCGAAAUCCUAACUGCAGCCCUUUGCCACUUCCUCUCUGGGACUAUUACCAUGGAAACUUACUACAGGAAACGAUCCAAAAUGGCCAAUCAAACCCUCCCUAAAUUGGACUAUCAUGGCAGCGUGACAGGCUCGUUGGCUCCAGUUAUGCCCAGACACUCUCCCAUGCCCACUACGCCCAACAACUGUACCCUGCAGUGCAGUGCAGAACAUGAAAAUCCGGCACCUAAUUUUAACAUUGAAGUGGGUUCUAUUUACGAGGUUGAUCACAUUUAUCUUCCGCCAAGAACUCCAGUUCAACUCAAGUCCAUGAGAGUUGUUAUGGUUAGUGAGAAGACAGCCUUGAGCGUAGCAGUAAGGUUUCCAAGUUUGGAAUCUCUUCAAAUAUACUUAUGCAAUAGCAUGAGAGAAAUGUAUCCAGCUUUGGACGAGAAGUUUGUGAUGGGAACAGCUUUGGCAGAUAAAGUGCUUUACAGGCAAGUUCCUUCUCAGGAGUUCGCGGAGAAGAAACAUCUUGAGAGCUUCUGGUUGGUGAGUUCUGCCUCAGUGAAUCAUCUUUCUCAGGAUUCUUCUGCUAGUAAGGGUGUGUGCUUGUCUGAUCAACUCAAAGUUAAUGGGAUGGUUCGUUGGGGAGUUCGCCGGCAAGUUAGAUUUUUGAGGAGGCAUGAAGACAAUAACUGCAAUACUACAUCUUCCAGUUUCAUCAAAGGUGAUGAUGAUGACGAUGAAGAGGAAAUGCCACCGGUAAUAGAUGCUGAAAAAGAAGAAGACAAUGAAGAGGAGGAGGAAGAAGAAGAAGAACAAAAUGAUGCUGAAGAUGAUGAAGAACAGGAGGAAGAUAUCAAGGAUGAGGAUCCUGAUGAGACCAACAAGAACUUCAAAAGAAAGAGGUAUAGUUUGAGACAUACUGCGAUAAGAAAGGCAAAGAAAGUAAAGCGUGAGAAGCAAAAGUUGAAGAAUAACAUAAAGAGAAACAAAUGCAAGCUGCUAGUACAAUUCAAAAACCCCAAAGAUAGAUGGUCAGAAGAAAGGUAUAAAUUGGCAGAGAAGAACCUUUUGGAGGUGAUGAGGGUGAAAGGAGCAACAGCUAAUAAUCCUAUUCUUCGGCCUGAACUUCGAACAGAAGCAAGGAAGCGAAUUGGGGACACAGGCUUGCUAGAUCACCUUCUCAAGCACAUGGCAGGUAAGGUUGCACCAGGAGGGACUGAGCGCUUUCGCAGAAGGCACAAUGCCGAGGGAGCCAUGGAGUAUUGGUUGGAGAAUGCUGAUUUGAUUAAUAUUAGAAAGGAGGCUGGUGUGAAUGAUCCUUAUUGGAUUCCACCACCUGGUUGGAAGCCUGGUGAUUGCCUCACUCCUGACCCCAUCUCUGCUCAGGAGUUUAAAUUCUUGAAACAAGAGAUUUCCAUGCUGAAAAGAGACUCGGAGGAGAUGGCACUAUCCAAAAAACAAAUGGAAGAAGAAGUCAGAAGGUUGAAAAGAGAAAUCCGGGAGUUACAAUUGAAGAAAAACCAACAGGAAACCCCAGUUACUGUCAUUUCCAAAGAUUCUGAGAUUUCACUAGAGAAGUACAAGGAGCAACUCCUGUUGAUGACCUCAGCUAUUAUGGCAAAAAUGGAGGAAAAAUUUGGGAAUUUUGCUUCCAAAUUGGAAGAAAAAGAAAGGUUUUUCUCUGCAUUAGUGGAGGCGACAGUUGGCUACGCCGAAAAAGGGAGAAGGCAAGUAGAAGCUGAGCAGAAAAGCAACAAACAGGUGCAAGAAAUUGUUUUAUCAGGGGAAGAGGAGGGGUCGCAAGUAACUGAUGGCCAGUGCAAUAAGCAAACAACUACAGAUAAACCAUCAGCAGAAAAGGCUACAAUAGCAGCAAGUGAAGAAAAAGCAGCCAAGAUACAAAGGCUUAAGAGUGGCUUCAGGAUAUGCAAGCCCCAAGGGACAUUCCUUUGGCCCAACAUGGUGCGCAGCCCCUCCCAGGUCCAGGUUGAGGAUCUGUUCAUGAUUCCAACACCACCCUCAGUUUCUUCCUCUACUGUCACAGCUCCUCCAAAGCUCCCCAACAAUUAUUUUCCAUCCCACCAGCACAGUGGCCCUGUUUCCCCUGUCAAACCUGUCCCAGAAAGACGUGCCGUUAAGCUUACUGUAUCCUCAGUCUCAGAUGGCUCCAUGUAUACUCCAACCAAUCAAAUCAACCUAAAUGACCCCUUCAAUAAUGGAGGACGACUUUGUGGAACCCCAUCAUCAAGACAAUCUAUCACCUUGACUCCUAUGAUGCCAAAUCUAUUUCCCUCUACCAAGGAAUUGACAAAGGGAGAACUAAUUGAUCAAGGGGGGCAUGCAGUAGAGGCUGAAAGCACUAGCAUUGGUAGCACAAAGAAGGCGGAGAGCUACAUCACAAGAGAACCAAGCAAGUCUGCCUCCAUGCCUAAGCAAGAAGGAACUUGGCUUGCUCUUGCUACUCCAAACACUUCCACCUCAGAUGAGUCCUGCCAGGGAUGA
Messenger RNA from Ipomoea triloba (trilobed morning glory), 2628 nucleotides. Its product is annotated as protein DYAD. The transcript is spliced from 13 exons. NCBI's taxonomy places the organism in Eukaryota, Viridiplantae, Streptophyta, Magnoliopsida, Solanales, Convolvulaceae. The record is from RefSeq and is a predicted model, not a curated record. Gene Ontology annotation, biological process: reciprocal meiotic recombination; meiotic sister chromatid cohesion; meiotic cell cycle. The coding region runs from base 1 to 2628 and encodes 875 amino acids.